This is a messenger RNA of Guyanagaster necrorhizus, 1000 nucleotides long. RefSeq lists its product as uncharacterized. Bases 130 to 888 code for a protein of 252 amino acids. The transcript has 2 exons. The record is from RefSeq and is a predicted model, not a curated record. NCBI's taxonomy places the organism in Eukaryota, Fungi, Basidiomycota, Agaricomycetes, Agaricales, Physalacriaceae.
UUCAUCAGUCAGCUCGCCCACGUGACAGUAUCAAAACGUCAAGUGGCAGGAAAUACUCCAUAAUCAAUCCCACGGUCUUCGAGUCACUAUAUCUGUCGAUCCCUGAGAUUAGGUCAAUCAUCAUCCAAAAUGUCCAAGUCUCUCACUCUAUACGACAUCCCCUCGACUCUCCUCAAUAACGCAUGGUCGCCUAACGGCAAUAAAGUCAGAUACGUCAUCAACUAUAAGGGCCUUCCAUACCGCACUGAAUGGGUUGAGUUCCCUCACAUCGAAGCCCUGUACAAAAAGCUCGGCGUGCAAGCCAGCGCUACCAAAGCUGACGGCAUAACACCCCACUACACUCUGCCCCUUCUUUACGAUCCCUCCACUGGCGCCUUUGUCUCCGACUCCGCAGCCAUCGUCCGGUACCUCGACAAAAUCUACCCCGAAACACCCACUGUUAUCCCUGCGGGCACUGAUGCAUUCCACUACGCCUUUCACGAGGCGUUAGUACGCUCCCAGUCUGGUGCUCUCCGGAAGCUCGUUGGAAUACCGGCCACCUUCCUCUUGAAUCCCGUCAGCGAGGAGUAUUAUAGGAGGACGAGGGAGGCCAACGCGUUUGGGGGGAGGAAAUUGGAGGAUGUGAGCCCGAAGGGUGAGGAUAGGAAGAGGGAGUGGGCCAGGGUCAAGGAGGAUUUGGGCAAGGUCAAUGCAUGGUAUGGCAAGGGGGAUAGGUAUGUCAUGGGGGAUACUGUGUCGUAUGCGGAUUUCACGGUUAGUGCGUCAAUCUUGUGGAUUCGCACCGUAUGUGGUGCGGAUAGCGAAGAGUGGAAGGAUAUCUUGACGUGGCACGAAGGUAGGUGGGGCACGUUGGUGAAGGACUUUGAGAAGUAUGAGACUGUUCUAUAAUGAGACCGGUGGGAAGAAGAAGCACAUAAAUAUUCGCUGCGUGUUUGUAGACAGGCAUGUACAAGUAAAUCAUAAAUGAGUCUGCAUGUUGUAUGCAAAUCGUCCAACCAGG